AUGUCUGACUACAAACCAACCGAGAACGACGGCCUCAAGCAGGACGGUACUCCUGACAAGCGUGUCGGCACUGGCCAAUUUGCCCAGGGCAAGGUUGACCCGCAUGAGGCUGGUGCUCAAGGUGGGAAAAGUAGUGGCACUACUGGGGGCGCCAGCGGCGGCGCCUCGGGCGAUGAUUACAAGCCCACUGAGAACGAUGGUCUUCGCAAGGAUGGACAGCCCGACGGACGAGUGAAGGGCAACUAA
Molecule: messenger RNA, 246 nt
Organism: Diaporthe amygdali
Lineage: Eukaryota; Fungi; Ascomycota; Sordariomycetes; Diaporthales; Diaporthaceae
Exons: 3
Coding region: 1-246 (81 amino acids)
Source: RefSeq, a predicted model, not a curated record